AUGUCUGAGAAAUAUCUAACUUCAGAUAAAGUAGAAGCUUUCGAGUCUGAAUUUGUUUUUUCUGAAGAUAAAGAUUUUUCAAGUGACUCGGACGGGGAUUUUGAACCAUAUAAUAAAAUUUUAAAACAAACUAUAAGUACUAAAUUGCUUACACAAUACUUUGUAACAACAAAAAAUGAAGAAAGUAUAGAUAAUGAAAAUGAAGAUGAAAGUGAUGAGGAGGAGAAUAUAAAUAAUUUUAAUGGAACAGUUAGUAUAAAUGAUAAUGUAAAUUUAUUUGAUAUUAAUAGUGUAUCAUAUAUUAGCUUAGAAGAAAUUUUUAAUGAUAAUAAUAAGCUUAACUUUAAUGAUAAAAAUUAUGUAGAAAGAUUUGAAAAACUCGAAAAUAUUUUGCAAUAUCAAUAUAAGUUGGGUAAAAUGCAAGCAAGUAUAUGUGUUACAGAAGAAAUUUAUAGUAAAGGUUCUUAUCAGGCAAUGCUUAUUCGUAAAUAG
Messenger RNA from Funneliformis geosporum, 492 nucleotides. The record is from the annotation of a GenBank genome assembly. Lineage: Eukaryota; Fungi; Glomeromycota; Glomeromycetes; Glomerales; Glomeraceae.